Molecule: messenger RNA, 2081 nt
Organism: Echinops telfairi (small Madagascar hedgehog)
Lineage: Eukaryota; Metazoa; Chordata; Mammalia; Afrosoricida; Tenrecidae
Gene: PHAX
Product: phosphorylated adaptor for RNA export
Exons: 3
Coding region: 13-978 (321 amino acids)
Biological process (GO): snRNA export from nucleus
Cellular component (GO): nucleus
Source: RefSeq, a predicted model, not a curated record
CGCCGCUGGAAGAUGGCGCAGGAGGCUGACGCUAUGGAAGACGGGCAGCUUUCUGACUCGGAUUCCGACAUGACUGUCGCGCCCAGCGACAAGGCCCUCCCGGUGCCGAAAGUACUAGGUGGAGACAUUGCUGUGGGGCCCUUCCAGAAUACUGCAUCAGCGUGUGCACCAGUAUCCCAUUAUCGAAAUAUUAAAAGUAUGGAUUCAAGCGACGAGAGUUUCUCUGAUUCCGAUGAUGACAACUCUGUUUGGAAACGAAAGCGACAGAAAUGUUUUAAUCCUCCUCCCAAACCAGAGCCAAUUCCAUUUGACCAGAGCAGCCAGAAACCGUGUGUUGCUGGGAAAAAGAUCAACAACAUAUGGGGUGCUGUCCUACAGGAGCAGAAUCAAGAUGCAGUGGCUACUGAACUUGGUAUCUUGGGAAUGGAGGGCACUAUUGAUAAAAGCAGACAGUCUGAGACUUACAAUUAUUUGCUUGCAAAGAAACUUAAGAGGGAAUCUGAGGAGCAUACAAAAGAAUUAGACAAAGAGCUAGAUGAAUAUAUGCGCAGUGGCAAAAAAGCAGAGGAAGAAAACGGACAGAGUCAUCUCAAACGCAAACGCCCUGUGAAAGACAGAAUAGGGCCCAGGGUCGAAAUGAAUUAUAAAGGCCGGUAUGAGAUCUCCGAGGAAGAUUCGCAAGAGAAAGUGGCUGAUGAAAUUUCCUUCAGCAUUUUCUACAUUGAGAAUCAAAAGGAAUAUGAAAAUCAAAAAGCUGCUCGGAAGAGGAGAACACAGGUGCUGGGGAAGAAGAUGAAGCAAGCUAUUAAAAGUCUAAAUUUUCAAGAAGAUGAUGAUACAUCACGAGAAACUUUUGCAAGUGAUACAAAUGAGGCUCUGGCCUCUCUUGAUGAGCCGCAGGAAGGACAUGGAGAAACAAAGUUGGAUACAGAGGAAUCCUUUGAGGUUGAUCAUUCUCAUGAUAUAGACAUCUUUUAAUGGAUUCGACAAGUUUGGACAUUGGGAGGAACAAGCCUUUCAAAGUUAACAUGGUAAUGAACCGCUCCUACCAGAGUGCUUUGUUGUACUUCGCACUGAUAACCCGGAGGUGCGAGAAUUUUCUGUUUCAAAGGGAGUAUGUGGGGUGUUAAGUGUGACUGAUAGUAACAGUUAAAAUGUUCUCGUGUUAAUUAUGAAUAUCACUAGUUGAUGAUCAUUUUUUUCCAGUCAUGCCAUCCCACUUGAAAGUCUGUUUUCCUGGAUUUAUCUUUGCAACGAAUAACACUGAUUUCAAAAUAUCCCAACAAGAGGGUCUUACUGGGCACAGAGGAGCCUUGUCACAGUGGUGAACCUGCUCAGCUGCUGUCCAGUAGCUUGCUGGCUCACACCCCACAGGGGUCCCACGGCAGACAGGCCUGACCAUCAGGUGUGAGGACCAACCUAGAGAAGUCUUUCUACUCUGCCACGGGGCAUUGCCUUGAAUGAAAAAAUCAGCUCACCCAACUGCAAUGAAAGACAUAAAUUGUGAAGCUAUUGUAAAUGCACCGAAUUUUGUUUUUCUGUAUUUUAAGAACAAUUAGGCCAUUUUACAGUUAAAGACUAAAAGUAAGUUGAUAUUGCUGGCAUUUUCUAUUUAUUUGUCAGGAAUCAGUAAAUGUUAGAGCUUUUCAAAGAAUUGUUAGUUCUUCAACUUGGUUUUUGACUUACUUUAAUUAACUUGGUCAUGUACUGAAUAAUGAAUGUAGUCCAAAUCUGUGUAUUCCCAUGGACAUGUAAAACCUAACAGCACCAGUCUGCUUUGGACUCUUUUACCUUAUGUUAAGGAAGUAAGGUGUAACUAUUGUCAUACCUGCAUGAAGUUCUACACUUUUAUUAAUGACAAAAAUAAAAGUUUACGUAAGAUGUCAUGAGAGUUGAUUAUAGUUUACACAUUUAAAAAUGUUGGAAGCAAUUAUAAACUAUUCUUACAAUGUAUUUGAAGUUCUUCAGUAGUUCUUAAAACAGGGUUGCUGAAGUAUGUAGCUGGGAAGAGAAAGGGAAAAUGAUCGUUGGUUGCUUUUUUAUUAAGGCAAAAAUAAAAUUAGAUUUUUGGCAGUCCUUAA